Acanthopagrus latus (yellowfin seabream) is the source of this 4567-nucleotide messenger RNA. RefSeq names its product probable polypeptide N-acetylgalactosaminyltransferase 8. The transcript has 10 exons. Gene Ontology annotation, cellular component: Golgi apparatus. The coding region runs from base 57 to 1721 and encodes 554 amino acids. NCBI's taxonomy places the organism in Eukaryota, Metazoa, Chordata, Actinopteri, Spariformes, Sparidae. The record is from RefSeq and is a predicted model, not a curated record.
UUUGUCCAGACAAUGUGCUCAAAACCUUUAAGGAAAAGCAAGAUUCCAUCCAGAAAAUGUUGGAAAAAGAGGAACACAGACAAGCUGCAGAACAGCCGCCAGCCAAAAAGGAACCAGAGCAGAAAGGAAAACCAGAAGCAGAGAUCAAGGACCAAAAGGAGGCGCCCAAAAAGAAGGAGUUCAAGAAAGUAUUCCCUCACUCUCCCCUUUUUGAUAACUGGGGGGAAAAUCUGACUGAGGAUGAACAAAGAGAGGCAGAGCUUUUGUUUCAGAAGUAUGGAUACAAUGUUUUUGUGAGCGAUCGCCUUCCUCUCGAUCGAGCUCUUCCAGAUACCAGAGAUCCAAGGUGUUUGGAAAAAAGUUACCCAAAGGACCUGCCAAGUAUUGGAGUGGUGCUGAUCUACCUGAACGAGGCCCUGUCUGUCAUCAAGAGAGCCAUGCGCAGCAUCAUCGACCGCACCCCUAAAAACCUGCUGAAGGAGAUAAUAAUGGUGGAUGACAAUAGCUCUAAUGAGGACCUGAAGGGGGACCUUGACAUUUAUGUGAAGAUGCUUGAGGAGCAGAAUCCAGAUCUGCGCAUCAUAAGAGUGAGGCACAACAAGCAGAAAGGCCUCUCUACUGCCAGGGUCUCUGGAUGGAGGGUUGCUACUGCGGACGUGGUGGCCAUCCUGGACGCACACAUCGAAGUCCAUGAGAUGUGGGCUGAACCUUUGCUGACACAGAUCAAAGCUGACCGAACCACAGUGGUUUCUCCUGUGUUUGACGUUGUCAGCUAUAAUAACCUCGUGGUUAUUCCAUACUAUGCACUUGCACAAGCCUUUGACUGGAAUUUAUGGUGCAUGUAUGAGGAUUUUUCACCAGAGUAUCACAAACUCCAGGACACCUCACUGCCUGGAAAGAGUCCAUCCAUCAUGGGAAUUAUGGUAGCUGAAAGGAAGUUUCUUGGAGAAAUUGGACUUCUUGAUGAAGGAAUGGAAGUCUACGGUGGAGAAAAUGUUGAGCUGGGAAUUCGUGUGUGGACAUGUGGAGGCAGUGUUGAAGUAGUUCCAUGCUCCAAGAUUGCCCACAUCGCAAGGCUUCACAAGCCCUACACACCUGACCUGGACGCUGCCAUGAGGAGAAACGCCCUGAGGGUAGCAGAAGUCUGGAUGGAUGAAUACAAACACAACGUCAACCUAGCCUGGAGCUUGCCAUUCGAGAAUCAUGGAAUUGACAUUGGGGAUGUCUCUGAGAGAAAAAAACUCAGAGAAAGUUUGAACUGUAAACCUUUCAAAUGGUACCUGGAAAAUGUGUAUCCCAAGUUAGAUCCCUGGGACGACCUACUUGGCUAUGGAGGAAUGAAGAAUCUUGACACUGACAUGUGUCUAGACCAAGGCCCACAACCAGGUCACACACCCAUCGCCUUCGAAUGCCACGUCUUCGGACCUCAGCACAGUUAUUACCGUGCGACUGGUGAGCUCUACAUCGGCGGCAUCAAGUCCCACAAAUACAGUGACAACCGCUGCGUAACUGUAAUCAGCAAAAAUGAAACCAAGCCUGGUCUUUUCAGCUGCAAAGAGGCCAUGCAGAAAGGAAUGGGGAUUUACUGGGACUUCACUCAGGGCAAAGAACUGAAGAACAGAGAAACACAAAGAUGCCUGGAGAUAAAAAACAAAACACUUCUAGUACAGGAAUGCUCUGGCCAAAGAUGGGAAAUCCACAACCUUAUAAAAACUUUUUGAAGUGUUUUUGUGUGUGGAGCCAACAAGAAGUGCACUUUUCUGCUCGUAGGUCAGUAGAUAGUAACACCUGAAUGUGUGAAAGGCUGAGACUCCUAUAAUUAUUUAAGUCCACUUUAUUUAGGAUGGAAAAAGUGAGAGACUGAUUUAAAAAAAAGUUAUGUUAUGUUAACUAAAAUUCUUACAUAUUUCCCUUUUAAAUAAUAAUAAUAAUUUUGGCUACACUGAAUUUUCACCAUUGCAGCAGUGGUCUUAAAACAUCCAACGCUGUCAGUAAGAUGUGUUGCUAUGACUGUUUUGGAGCAAAUUAAUUAGUUCUGUAACAGUUGCCCAACUAUGCAAAUGUUGCUACUUUUGGAAAUAAUACAAUGCAAUACUUUGUUGCUGUUAGGUAAAUUUGUUGAUGUUAUCUGCUUGUACAUUAGUAAGCCUCAUCAUCUGUUACAGAAGUAACCUUCAAGCAGAGACGGACAGUAAAGCAAAUCAUAGGGUGAAGGAAACAUAGGUCUAAAUGAAGUGAAGGCCACAGAUUGAGAAAGAUGUGGACUGGAUGUGCAUUUCUGACAUUCAGCAGGAAUAUGGCCUUCUACAACCAUUCUUUAGUGGGUGAUGGUGUUCCUGACGGUUUAAAGCUACUGUACUAUCUAAUCAAUUGUUAAUGUAUUGUUUAUUGUUUACAUAAGAUUACACUUUCUGAAUAUUACUGUUUAAACAGGAUUAUCCAGGCUUUGGAAGAGUCAACUUGUUCAGAGGCUCAUUAACUUAUUUGUUCAAUAGAACUGUCCAUGUGAACUUGAAAAUAACUUUGUUCUUUGUCUUUAGUUUUGUUACAUAAACUACAGCAAGACAUCUGAUCACUGAUUGGACAGUCCUGUGCAAUUUUUGGACACAUAUAAAAAAAACAAACCAAUGCACCGAUGCAUCUAUAAAAAAAGGUCAUAAAUGGUCUUUCCUCUUGGAUCUUAAGUUUGAGAAUCUGUACUUUUUAAACAGUUAUUGAUGGAUGGUUGGUCAGUGUCCUGGUAUCAAUGGCUUACACAUUGUUCUACUUAUGUAGAAUGACCUUUGGAGGGACUGUGAAGUUUUUAAGUGUGUGUGCAAAAUUUAAUUAUUAUCAGUGUACAAAGGAUCUCUGUAUGUUCUAAAAGCUUGUUGAACUAUACAGUAUAAGAACCAUUCACCUUUGUCUCUUGUGUCAGGAAAGGGGACAGCAAUAUUUGGGAACUGAGUUAUAGAUUUACAGAGCAUGUGGGUUUGGAGUUCACUUACUUAAAUUACUAGAUGUAGAAGUAAACUACUCAGUGCAGAAAAACAUGUAUUACUAUUACAAAUUAUAUUACAUUAUGAUAACUCAUGCAUUAAUAUAAAAGCAGUAUUUAACAGUAAUGCAGUUGAUCAUUUUUUGCUUAAUUGAUCCAUUACUGUAAAAAUUCUGAAUAUAGUUAGAAUGAAAUGCUAUCAAUAAUGCCUAAAGCAGCAGCUUGACAAUGAUUGCUCGUUUUGGAAAAGAUAUUCAAACUUAGAAUUUUGAUAUUUACAAUACAAACUCCUUACUAACUCCAGUAAGUUAGACAGGUUUGCUGUUGACGAUGAAAUGAGUAAGAUGUGUGCCAAGGUGCAAGUCUGCAACAGUCUCUAGUAACUCACUGCAACUUGUUAGUAGGUGUUAAAUAAGGUCUUACUUGUUUGAAGUCCCAGUGCAUGCAGAGCUUGGUACAUUUGUGAUGAACAUUACAAGUUAAGCAAAUUGGAUCAUUUCCGUUUCUCAGAUGAAGUUGUCACCAGCAGAAAGGCAAUGACAAUACAGGUUAAGGCGAGAUGCCGACCCUGAAAAGAAAUUUGCAAAAAGACAGAAACAGAUGGCACAAAAGGAGAAAUGCAGGGCAGACAAGCACAGUGGCUGAUCAGGAUGAAAGGGAGAAAAGGUCAAAGCACAGGUAUUGGAGAGAGGCCCAGCAGAGGUGCAGAGCAAGAAGGAAGAGACUACUAGAGAUAGAGACACCAUCAGAGUCGGCGUCAGAGCACAUCUAACCGGGGGGUCACUUUCUGCCACAAUAUACUCUGCAAAUACAUGAUAAUAUUAGUUUCCUGUCAACAAUCAACAUGCUAAUCCAUGUCUUAUACCAAACAUCCAACGGAGCACGUUUGGCCACAAUACUUAAUCCUGUCAUUAAGUCAGUGUCUUUCCUCUGUAGAAGCCUGUUUGGUGGGUCCAGCAGGGUGAGAACAGUGUGGACUAACUUGGUAAUGAAUAGGAAACUGGGCUCGGUCAUCUCACGGAACAGGCCUGCAGCUUCCAUUCCUGUCUCCACGCCAUGGGCGGGAAAAGAGUCAAUGUCAGUCAAGAGAGAUGUUAUGUCGUUAAAUGAGUUUAAAACGACGGUCACGGUUGCAAGAUGUCUACCACUACUACUGACCAAACAUUCUAUUGUAGUGAUAGCUGAAUUUGAACUAUAUUAUAUAUACACAUACAAAUGCUCUUUUUAUUUCAGAACUGUUUUUAAUACAUGCAAAUAAAUAUGGAUUAUAUGCUAUUUUUGUUUUAUAAGGGGCUGACAGACAGCUGCUGCUGCUGCUGAUGCACUAGUGACUAGAUGGAUCUGUUUGAACAACGUGUUUAUUUGAAUUGUACUCUGCCUUAUUGAUCAUUAUGUGAGAAGAUAAUUCGUGUUUGAAUUUCUGUCAUUAAUAAAUAUUUCCUCUUCUUUUUUGUAAUGGUAAAAUGAGCAAGCGAGACAGAGAAAUCCCCACAGGUUGCCUGCAAUGAUGCUAGCUGUCAUGUCACUGAACACAGUGUUGCUCACUUCUUCACUGGGACAGGGAGGGAGACAGUUAUGGGGAGACUGGAC